AUGGCCCCGUUCGAGGCUUUGUAUGGCCGAAGAUGUCGGGCACCGGUAUAUUGUAAUGAGGUUGGUGAGGCUGUUAUUGAAGGGCCAAAACUUGUAAGAGUCACUAAUGAAAAGGUGGCAAUAGCCAAGGAAAAAAUGAAAGAAGCUCAAUCACGUCAAAAAAGUUAUGCAGAUCGUCAUCGGAAAGCUUUAGAAUUCCAAACAGGGGAUCACGUGUUCCUUAAGGUUUCUCCUUUUCGAGGUAUAAGAUGGUUUGACUUAAAAGGGAAACUAAGUCCAAGGUACAUCGGUCCUUUCGAGGUUUUAGAAAGGGUCGGCGAAGUCGCUUAUCGCUUAGCUCUUCCACCUCAGCUAUCUCAUGUGCAUAAUGUGUUUCACGUUUUGACGCUUCGAGGCUACAAUUAUCACCCAUUGCAUGUAGUACAAUAUCCAUCAGAUAAAAUCCAUGAGGAUCUUUCGUGUGAAGAAGAACCCGAAGCUAUAUUAGACAAGCAGGAACGAGUCAUGAGGAAGAAGUCUAUACCAUUUGUCAAAGUGUUGUGGAAAAAUCAUCCAGAACGUGAGGCCACUUGGGAUAUGGAAGAAUCUAUACGAUCAGAAUAUCCGCAUCUCUUCAAAAAUUUGUAA
This is a messenger RNA of Cynara cardunculus var. scolymus (artichoke), 627 nucleotides long. RefSeq lists its product as uncharacterized. The transcript has a single exon. The record is from RefSeq and is a predicted model, not a curated record. NCBI's taxonomy places the organism in Eukaryota, Viridiplantae, Streptophyta, Magnoliopsida, Asterales, Asteraceae. The coding region runs from base 1 to 627 and encodes 208 amino acids.